This is a messenger RNA of Capronia epimyces CBS 606.96, 1065 nucleotides long. RefSeq lists its product as uncharacterized. The coding region runs from base 1 to 1065 and encodes 354 amino acids. The transcript has a single exon. NCBI's taxonomy places the organism in Eukaryota, Fungi, Ascomycota, Eurotiomycetes, Chaetothyriales, Herpotrichiellaceae. Gene Ontology annotation, molecular function: protein binding. The record is from RefSeq and is a predicted model, not a curated record.
AUGUCUACUGUCACUCCGACUCCGGUGCCGGCCCCACGCAGAGUGUAUAGGAUGUGCCUUGAAUCAGACCUGUACAUCCGGGUGCAGAACGGAACGGACUCAGAGGACUUCCUAGCGUCAAGCCAGGUGUUGAAGAAGACUUCUCGCUAUUUCGCCGCACUUCUCAGCCCUCGCUGGAGUGACAGAGCCAGCUACACCGCGGAUGAUCCCCUGGUCUUAAACGAGGACGAGCCUCACCUUAUGAGAGCCUUUUUAGGAAUUGUGCAUGGCUUGAGGCCGCUUCCACCGCGGCUCUGGCCAGUUUUGCAGCUAAAGGGCCUCGAGGAUUUGACAAAGGUGUUCGACAAAUACAUGUAUGACGGGCCAGUCCCGGCAUGGCUCAGCUUCAUCUUGGAAUCGUUUCUCCUCCCUGACAAUUUCGUGCAGCACCCGAUCCAGACGACCAUAACCAUGGCUAGCACAAAGAAGAUUGUCUCCGUCCUGGUAAUGGCAACCAUCCUCAACCUCCCGCACAUUUUUUGCAGAGCCUCCCGUCAGUUGAUGUGGGUUGCCCCACCCUCCUUGCUACAGGAAUGUCUUAAAGACGAAGUCAAGGGUCUCAUGCCGCAAUUUCAGUCCGAAUGCCAGCGCAUGCGUUCGUUUCUUGUCACCAAGCUGCCCAAUCUGCUCUUCCCGGACCCCCAUGGCACCAACCACUGGUGGUGCGACAAGUGCGCUGCUGUGUCUCACCCCGAGCGAUGGGCUUCCGAAAUCAUCACCAAGUCCGACCUCUGGCAGCUGGACCAGGAGGGGGAGGGCAAAUGCGUCUAUAGCAUCGGAGCGUUGGUCCUGUCCUGGGUAAAGAAGAUGUCGGAACUCGACCGUUUCCGUGAAAUGGACGAUGCCAAACUCCCGCCUUUCCCAUGCGGCCGAUUCAGACUGCGCUACGCCGACAUCACUCCCCAAGAAAUCGUCUUCGAUUUGUACAAGGCCAUGGGCGGCCUCUGCCUCGCUUGCUACCGGGAGGGUGUCUACAAGUACGAUGUUUUCUGCCCCAAACACCAGGUUUCCCUUGUGGUGAAAUAG